Messenger RNA from Podarcis muralis (Common wall lizard), 2412 nucleotides. It is a transcript of the gene CRYBA4, whose product is annotated as crystallin beta A4. Gene Ontology annotation, biological process: lens development in camera-type eye; visual perception. Gene Ontology annotation, molecular function: structural constituent of eye lens. NCBI's taxonomy places the organism in Eukaryota, Metazoa, Chordata, Lepidosauria, Squamata, Lacertidae. The record is from RefSeq and is a predicted model, not a curated record.
GCUGAUGAAGCAGCUUCCAUUGUGGAGCUUGUGAAAAGGCCUUCCUGGGCUGAGGAAUAUUUUGCAACUCAGUCUGUAUGCCAGGCUAUAAAUAGCAUCCCAAGCAGGGCACGCAGCCCCAAGACCACCUACCCAACCUCCAGGCCUCCUGGACCAGCCAAGAGAGCCACGCAGUGAGGGAGACCCAGGUUCAAACCUUCAUUGGUACCCUGGGUGGUUCUGAGCAGAUCCCCAUCCCAGUCUCCCCUUUGUCCCACUCCACAGGGUUGCUGUGGCUUGUCAGUGCCAUGAGGGAGGCAUCCACAGAAGAACAUAGGAAGAGUCCUGCUGGAUCAGGCCAAAGGCCCAUCUAGUCCACAAUCCGCUCCUGCCUACGGUCAGUCAGACACCCACAAGGCGGGGGCUGAUGGCAACUGGCAUUGGAAAAGGUGCCCUGCUGCCAACAGUGGCUGGUAGCCAUUGAUAGCCAUUUCCUCCAUGAAUUUGUCUUGCCUCCUUCAUAAGAGCUGGUGGCCGUUGCUACUUCCUGUGGGAAGGAGACCCAAAGUUUAACCAGGCGCUACUCUGUCUUACACCUUCCAACAUUCAGCUUCACCAGACCGCCCUGCUGGCUUCUAGCAUGAUAUAGGUGGCUUUCUCUCUAUCCUCUUCCUCCACCUCGCACACCAUUUCGUAGGCAUUCUGCUUAUGCUCUGAGGCACUCCUCAUCCCCUUGUUUAUGGGCCAAGCUUAGCAUCAGGGAAAUAGUAGUUCUGCACACAGGGGCUGCUCUGAACCCCACCAUGUGCCCAGUGACUUUUUCCCUGUCUCCAGUUCCUGCGCUGAGAGGAAGAGAGGGAGAGUGACUGUGAGGGGUCGGGCUCUGGAUGAGGCCAGCUUGAUCCUCUGGGAGACAGACUUUUGUUCUGGCCUGUGCUGAGUCAGGGCAUUUGGGGAUGCACAGCGGAUAUAAAAAUCCCUCUGGAGAAGAGCUGAUGAGGAGAGUCUGGCUGGAGCUCACCAGGGAAGCAGAGUCUACCAUGAGUCAUCACAGUGGAAAAGUCUCUGGACUUUGGAAGAUUGUGGCCUGGGACGAGCCCGCCUUCCAGGGCCGGAAGCAUGAGUUCACCUCUGAGUGCUACGACAUCACAUUGUGUGGCUUCGACAAUGUCUGCUCAGCCCGCGUUGAGAGCGGCACGUGGGUCGGCUUUGAGCACCCCGGUUUCCAGGGGCAGCAGUUUGUGCUGGAGCAAGGCGACUACCCCUGCUGGGAAGCCUGGAGCGGAAGCAACGCCUACCAUGCCCACCGGCUGAGCUCCUUCCGGCCCGUCUCCUGUGCGAAUCACCGGGAGAGCAAGAUGACCAUAUUUGAGCAGGAAAAUUUUAUGGGACGCAAAGGGGAGCUGAGUGAUGACUACCCAUCUCUCAAGGCGAUGGGCUGGGGCAGCAAUGAGGUGGGGUCCCUCCGUGCGAGUUCUGGAGCAUGGGUAUGCUUCCAGUUCCCUGGGUACCGGGGCUUCCAGUACGUCGUGGAGAGCGAUUGCCAUGGGGGCGAAUACAAGCAUGUCCGGGAACUGGGAUCUCAUGCUCAGACCUCCCAGGUGCAAUCCAUUCGCCGAGUGCAGCACUGAGCAAGCCCCAUGCAGCGUCUGCCACUUGCCUGGCCCCUGGGUGGGUCUGCCAAGCCGAGGGUUACUUCAUCCUGUGCUCCCCUUGCCAUGCACUGGCACAGUGGAAUAAUUGCCAGGCCACAGCAAGGAUUUCCUCCGAUGGUGUGUUGUCAAGUGCAUUUGUUUAAACUCUUCUGAAUAUCUGGCUGUCACAGGCAGAGAGAAAAAGCCAAGGAUCUCUACCCAUCUAAUGUUGUAACCCAAGGCAUCUGGAAGACUCUCAGAAGGCAUUGCCUACUCCCACCUACCCCAAACCCAUGAACACCACAACUCUCAGGAGGCUGCAGUCUCCCUUUCAUGCCAGUGGUGUGGCAUCUUUACUAGGGAGCACUUCUCCCUCCCUUCCCACCCCUAUUCCAUCACCAGGCCAAGGAAAGUUUCACAUAUAAGCCAGAGAGAUGCCAGCCAGCAGUGGCUCUGAAGCAAUUAUAGGGCUGCUCCCUCAACUCAGACAACUGUCAAAUAUUCGCAAAGGAGUGGUAGAAGCAUUGUGCUGAUAAGAGUUUCACUCUUUGGGGUGGCAUGGGGGGUAGGAAAGGGGUGCGUGGGAGAGAAAUUUUGCACAGUGAAAUUGCUUGGUUUGUGCAUGAACUUCACUGCUUUAAGGUCGGAUUCCACUGCAGUAAUCAGGAGACAUUUCCUUACAAGAGAGAUUGGGGUGGGAGUUGGAGAUGAUCCCUGGGGAAUGGCUGAGGGAACUCCAUCAGGAAAUUAGUGUUGGCUGAAACUGCUAAUAAAAUCACCAUAUUAAUGACUGUCUCAA